AUGGCAAACCCCUAUACGCUCUACUACAACGACUACUCGAUUUGCUCCAUAAUGGUCCGCUACACAAUAUCACUAUGCGAACGUCUGAGGAAGGAUUGCCCCAUACAGAUUGAGCAGCGAGUUAUCGACAUCCAGCAUGGCGGCCAAUUGACCGAGUUCUACCUAUGCGAAGUGAAUCCUAAAGGAACGGUCCCUGUCCUCACCAUCCCUGGUGCCGAGGCGCCGCUCGCCGAAAGCCUGGACAUAACAUAUCUUCUAGCCCAACACUAUCCAUUCUUGAUUCCAAGAGAGCUAUCCGACGAGAUAAAGAGUCUCCUCGCUGAACUACACAACAUCAAUUACUUCUCGCUCAGCUAUACCCACAAACCUCAACGCGCCGAGGACAUGGUGAGUAACAUCCAAAAGCGUCUCGAUGACCCUGAUGUCUCGGACCGGUGGCGCAGGGCUCUGGAAUAUAAACUGGAAAUUGUCCUAGCCACACGCGCGCCCGCCUUGACAAGAGAAGCCGUCGCUAGCGAGGAGCAAAAGGCGUCUGCGUUCCUGGCCAAAGUAGAUGAGCUUCUCAAGAAGACAGAAGAAAGGGGCAAUGGUUCACCAUGGAUUUUCGGCACACAGGAGCCUACUGCUCUCGAUGCGCACGUCGUGCCAUUCCUCGCACGGUUGCUUGACGUGGGGCGGAAGAACAUGUUAUCUACAAGGCUGGAAAAGUAUGCCGAGCACGCGUUUGCAGGAGAUGCGUGGACGGAAGUUAUGGACGGCAGGCGGACCAUGUAUGGGACAUAUAUCUAA
Messenger RNA from Exophiala dermatitidis NIH/UT8656, 789 nucleotides. RefSeq lists its product as uncharacterized. NCBI's taxonomy places the organism in Eukaryota, Fungi, Ascomycota, Eurotiomycetes, Chaetothyriales, Herpotrichiellaceae. Bases 1 to 789 code for a protein of 262 amino acids. The record is from RefSeq and is a predicted model, not a curated record. The transcript has 3 exons.